UUUCGGGAGCGUCACUUCCGGCGCGCAGCCAAGAUGGCGGCGGAGAGUUCUUGCGAGCUGCCCAUGGCCCCUCCGCCGUCGGCCCCCCUCGGGCCUUCCUCCUCCUCUUCGUGCCGCCGCCGAUGCUCUAGCUCCAGCUCCAGCGGCUCCUCCUCCUCCUCGUCGUCGUCCUCCUCGUCGUCGUCGCUACUCUCCUGGGGCGGCCCUCCCUCGGCUUUGGUUUCUUCCGCGGCGGCGGCGGUGGCGGCUCCCCCCUGCCGUUUGGGCCCCGGCCCGGCCUCGGCCUCCUCAGCGUUGGGGGCGCCGUCGCCCGGGAAGUGGGUCCGGCUGAACGUGGGCGGCACCUGCUUCCUCACCACCCGGCAGACGCUCUGCCGCGACCCCAAGAGCUUCCUCUUCCGCCUCUGCCAGGCCGACCCCGACCUCGACUCCGACAAGGAUGAAACAGGUGCCUACUUAAUAGACAGGGACCCGACUUACUUUGGGCCAGUUUUGAACUAUCUCCGACACGGGAAGCUGGUUAUCAAUAAAGACCUUGCAGAGGAAGGUGUGCUUGAAGAAGCUGAAUUCUACAACAUCACUUCGUUAAUCAAACUUGUGAAGGAUAAAAUAAGGGAAAGAGACAGCAAAACCUCACAGGUGCCCAUCAAGCAUGUUUACCGGGUGCUCCAGUGCCAGGAGGAAGAGUUGACCCAGAUGGUCUCCACUAUGUCCGAUGGCUGGAAGUUUGAGCAGCUGGUCAGCAUCGGGUCUUCCUACAACUACGGGAACGAAGACCAGGCUGAGUUCUUGUGUGUUGUCUCCAAGGAGCUGCAUAACACUCCCUAUGGCAUGGCCAGUGAACCCAGCGAGAAGGCAAAGAGCGAAGACGAGGAGACGGAUUACGAUGUGAAUGACUCAGAUUGAGUAUGAGUGCCACGAUCCUGCAGGAACGAGGCUCCAGGAUGUAGCUGUGCCCCGAUGCAGAGCGGAGGAUACCUUGCUUUGGAAAGAUGGCCAGCACUGCCAGGGAGGCCCUCCUUCCUUGAUCCCUUCUGCCGACCUGGACCUGGGACCUUCUCCAGAGGAGCAGGCCUUUGGGGACAAUGGGCACUGAACAGGGCCCACAAAAGGAGCAGAGUGGUCAUUGUUGCCUCCACUGCACCUCCAUCUGGAGGGACCUGGCCUGGGCCUGUUUGGCUGGACAGAGACCGAUUUGGGUUUCCCUCCUUUGAGGCUGUUCCUGGGGAACCUACUUGGUGCUACAUCCGAACCAGCCCCCCUUCCCCUCUUUUGUGCAUCCCUUUUGGGCCUUCCUCUCUGUCUCUUGCAAGCCUGCAGUUUGUUUGGGCCUGGGGACCUUUCCCCAGCAAGGUGCAUAGAGCCAGGCUUUGGGGAGCCCUAUGUGGAUGGAAGCCAGAGAGUCUUUGGCUGGGUCUCUGGCCCCAGCAGCAGGAAGGAGGGGUCCCUGCCCUCCAGAUGUUUACAGUUAUUUCUACAUUCUCUUGAUCUAUGCAGUUCUGGCGUUUCGGCAAGGGAGCCCCUGCCUGCCGCAAACGCUUGUGGUUUCACGACGGAAGGUUUGUGUUGUUCAAUGUGAAGAAAACACACAACUGGAGCUUUUUUUUUAGUGCACUGUGUUUAAAGGACACUUUUAGCAUGUUUUCCAGAUAGGUUUUUAACAGAGCCUGUAUUUAUGCUCUGUUCUGUAGGGAAGCCCACGGCCUCUCCCAGGAGGCUUUCUAGCACUCUUGCCUGUGUCUGAGAUGGUGGAAUUAAACAGCUUUUGGGACUA
This is a messenger RNA of Anolis sagrei ordinatus, 1774 nucleotides long. RefSeq names its product BTB/POZ domain-containing protein KCTD5-like. Gene Ontology annotation, biological process: proteasome-mediated ubiquitin-dependent protein catabolic process; protein homooligomerization. NCBI's taxonomy places the organism in Eukaryota, Metazoa, Chordata, Lepidosauria, Squamata, Anolidae. Gene Ontology annotation, cellular component: cytoplasm; Cul3-RING ubiquitin ligase complex. Gene Ontology annotation, molecular function: cullin family protein binding. The record is from RefSeq and is a predicted model, not a curated record.